Castor canadensis (American beaver) is the source of this 4034-nucleotide messenger RNA. It is a transcript of the gene Guk1, whose product is annotated as guanylate kinase 1. Gene Ontology annotation, cellular component: cytosol. The record is from RefSeq and is a predicted model, not a curated record. Gene Ontology annotation, biological process: purine nucleotide metabolic process. Lineage: Eukaryota; Metazoa; Chordata; Mammalia; Rodentia; Castoridae. Gene Ontology annotation, molecular function: GMP kinase activity.
CCUACGGGUGGGGAGGGACCGAGGCUGCUGCGCCGGAUGCUACGGCGCCCGCUGGCCGGGCUGGCGGCGGCCGCCCUGGGUCGCGCACCACCGGAAGGCAUGUCGGGCCCCAGGCCUGUGGUGUUGAGUGGGCCAUCGGGGGCUGGGAAGAGCACCCUGCUGAAGAGGCUAUUCCAAGAGCAUGGCAGCAUCUUCGGCUUCAGUGUGUCCCAUACAACAAGGGAUCCUCGGCCUGGUGAGGAGAACGGCAAAGAUUACUACUUUGUGACCAGGGAGGUGAUGCAGCGUGACAUCGCGGCUGGGGAUUUCAUCGAGCAUGCUGAGUUCUCAGGGAACUUAUACGGGACAAGCAAGGCUGCCGUGCGGGCUGUACAGGCCAUGAACCGCAUCUGUGUGCUGGACGUGGACCUGCAGGGUGUGCGUAACAUUAAGAAGACUGACCUGCACCCCAUCUACAUCUCUGUGCAGCCCCCCUCACUGGAUGUGCUGGAGCAGAGACUUCGACAGCGCAACACUGAGACAGAGGAGAGUCUGGGGAAGCGGCUGGCUGCAGCAAGGGCUGAUAUGGAAAGCAGCAAGGAGCCUGGUCUAUUUGACCUGGUGAUCAUCAACGACAACCUGGACAAGGCCUAUGCAACUUUGAAGCAGGCACUCUCUGAGGAAAUCAAGAAAGCUCAGGGGACUGGUCGUGCCUGAGCACCUGGUUCACUCCUCAGAUGUUCUUCUGUGCCCCAGGUCUGCCUGGGCUCUACAAGAAGCCUGCUUAGGGUGCUGAGGAUGCUCACAGGACCUGGAAUAGGUUUCCAUUGAGGAGUAGACAGAGCUGCCCAUCGGCUGGCCACAUGGUGGUUCUGCACCCUCAUUUGGCACCUAGGGUAGAGGAUGCUGCCCACUUCCUCACUCAUCAUGGUUGGAGGACCCCAGGUGCCACUCAUUUAACCUCCCUGGGGCUGUCCCUUGCCCCAUCCCUGUUCCUCCUGCUGGAGCAGGACUGACAUCUGAAUAAAGUAACUAUUGGGUUAGAGUGCCAGAGCCCUCAGGUUGGGGGGCUCAGUCCUAAGCAGGGCUGGGGCUUCAGCUCUCUGCACUGGCCCCUACCUGGUGAAGGGCUGCCAAAGGGCACUGUGUAUGUUUCUGCUGAAACUGUCCUUCCACCCAGGGUCUGCCAGUCAUCAGCAUGCUGCCCAGGGCUGCUCCAGUCUGCUGGGAAGACCAGCAUGGGCUGCCCUGAGCCCAGCCCUGAGAACCCUCAAAAGCUGGGGGCCUCUCAGAGGGCCAGAUGACAUUGAUCAGGAAGGAGGGCAUAUGGCCACAGCAGGGUGCAGUGUGUGGGGAACUGAGCUUGCAGGGGCUCGUCCUGGGGCCUGUGGGAGCCACGUGCUUUUAUGUUUAUGCACAGACUGCCAAGUCUCAAGGCUCCAGGCAGUUCUGGCAAGUCCUGUCUGGGGCUGGUGUAGGAGCAGAUGCUGUGGGCAUCUGUAGAGGUCCCAGAGCCCUGAGUCUGGAGACCAGGAGGGUUCAGGGUUUCUGAGAAGGAUACCUUUUUUUGGAGGAGGCAGUACUAGGGGUUGAACUCAGAUUUGCUAGGUAGGUACUCUACUGCUUGAGCCACUCCACCAGCCCAAGAGAUGUCUCUUAAGUGAAGGGCAGUUGUGCCUCUCCUACCCCAGAUGAGAGGUGUCCUGUGUGUCUGGCUCCCUGCCCUUCUUCCUCCGUACACUUUGCCCAGGAGAACAGCCAUAGCACUGUCUGGUGUGUACCCAGGUGAGGCUGCUCCCGAGGCAGGACAUGGGCGUGAAGAAGGCAAAGAGCCUAGGUAAAAGUAGUCGGGGAGAUCAGGGAGUCCUGGGCUGCUUCCAAAAGCCCAGAUGUGAGUCAAGCAGGGAAGGCCAAAACUGGCUAGGACCUUGAGGUAGAAGCAGGGGAGGAGACGGUCAAGACCUGCCUGGGGGUCCAGGCAUCCCAGUGAGGCCUGUCCAGCUCCUUGCUGCCCCAUCCCCAGAGACAAUCAGGGAUUCAGACCCUGGGAAGGGGGGAACAAUGGAGCCCUUGAAGGCCCCUCCUCCACCCCUCAUUGUGCUUGGUGGCGAGAGGUGGCCCUGGCUCAACAGUGUGCGCUCGGGGAGGAUCAGUGUCCAGUGGCAGGUGGAAGGGCUCAGCCAGAGGCUUGCGUUUCCCAGCCUGGAGAAGGUAGGGCACUUUCUAGAACCCCCAGACUCAUCCAGGGGCAAGCUAUGUGUGGCUAGUGUGAUUGACAGUCAUUUAAGGUUAAGCAACUUUGCCACCUUGUGCAUCCCCACUAGCCUUUCGUGCCCUGUAGUUGGGAGGGGGGUCACAAGAGGGGACCCUAGUGGGGAGACUGAUUGCUCACUGUGGAACUCCCAAUCUGGCCUUGUCCCUAUGCAUCAAGGUGCUCUCUGUGUGUGUCCUGCUCAGGCCUAAGUGACCUCAUGGGCAGAGGCUGACCUCUGUGUCUUCUGGGCAACUAGACCUGGUGUGUGUUGGGGGGCUCUAUGUGUGUGUGUCCUGCUCAGGCUUAAGUGACCUCUGUGUCUUCUGGGCAGCUACACCUGGGAGAGGGGUGGCAUAUAGCUCAGGGCCUGGCUGGUGAGCUAGGGGUGCAUUUGAUAUAUUCCCUAGCAGUUGAGGCCCCUCGGUAGGAGGAGCCAGUUUACCCCAGCUAGUUGCCAUGUGUCCAGAGGCUGCGACAGGAGCAUUCCUGGGCGCUGGGCCCAGACUACUCUCAACUUGACUCUAAGCAAACCUCUCCCUUGCUGCCCGUCUACCUGCUACUAAUGUGGUGGCUCAGGCCCUGGAGCUGGUCCCAUGGCCGCCAUGCUGCAGGAGGUCAUCAUAACGAGUGCUUCUUGCCUUCCUGCACCAUCCAGGGACUUUGCAGGUAGCAAGGAUGGGUGGCCAGAGGCAGAGGACCCAUCCAGAAGGAUCUGCUGCCUGCCAGCAACUUUGUUGCAUCCAGAGCUGUUGCACAGGGGAGGCCCAAGCUGGGUGAUACGCUCUGUGUGAAGGUGGACAGGAUAUCCUGACUUAGCUGUGGGAGGGGCAGGUGGGCCUAGUAGGACUGGGAUUUAGGAACAGAUAGGGUGAGUGUGUACCCCUUGUGGGGAACUGGGGACAGAACCUCCCUGGGCAGCUCCAGUGGAUGGUACCCCUCAACCAUACCUAGGCCAGUGGCUCCAUUUCUGCCAGUGCAACUUGGCUAUAGGCUACCUUAGUGGGCCCAGAGGCCUGCCUGUAGUUGUUGACACUGCAGCUCCCAGCCUGUCAUUCCCUCCCCAGCCUGCUUAGGUUUAUCCCCUUCAUCCUCUGUUUCCAAGGGAACAGCCCUUACUUCCUGUGAUCUGGUUCAGGUGGGAAGGGCAGCAGGUGGGACCCUACAGCCCAUCUCAGGAGGGAGGAGGCAUGGUCUCCACAGGGUACCCAGGAGCAAGGGCCACCAGGUUGAGUGCCAGGUCUCCGUAGUGUCAGGGCCACAAAAGGCAACUCUUAAGGGACAUCUGGACAUCUUAGGUCCAUACGUUCCACCUGAGUACCUGGGCUAUGUCCUCCAAAGCUAGUGUCCACUGACAUUUGUAAGCAUAAGCCACCAUCAUGCCACCUGCAUUGAGGUUCCUGAGGCUGCAGUCAGUUUAGGGGAGUUGAGUGAGGAGAGUGAUGACAGGAAAGGACAGGCCCUCCUAGGCCUGGAGAGAUUUCGUGAGGUAGGCAGUGACUGGCUGAGUCCAUGUGUGAACAUGCAGUUGUGUGUGUCUGAGUAAACCUCUUAAGUGCAUCCACAAGGGUGAGAUGACUGUGUUAUUGUGUGCCCAGGUGUGAUAUUCCAGCAGUGGAUGAGGCCAGCUGUGAGAUGGGCAUGACUGGAUCAAAAAACCUCAGGACCCGUCAGGACUAACCUUUGCCCUGAGAGUCUGGAUUUCCCUGGGAUCCCACUAGAGGAGUAUGUGGACAGCACCUUCUGCUACCAGCAGAAGGGGAGGAGGAAAAAGGGGGAAGAGGAGGGGGGUGGAGGCUAGAUC